Messenger RNA from Brenthis ino (lesser marbled fritillary), 228 nucleotides. The record is from the annotation of a GenBank genome assembly. NCBI's taxonomy places the organism in Eukaryota, Metazoa, Arthropoda, Insecta, Lepidoptera, Nymphalidae.
AUGAAAGACCCUCCCCGGUGUGAAGAUGUGGCGGACAAGCUCGUAAGACUAUUUGGAUGGAGACAGACUUAUCCUGUUCAAAAAUUACAGCGGAAUAUAGUGCCUAAAGCUGACGACACGGAAAUAGAAGAAGUUUCUUAUAGAAAACAUUAUAAACCAAGCUCUUCUAUUGUUGUUGCUUUCACGGUUCCUAUUGUGAUGGAAACAUUGGAAAAUACUUCAUUAAGC